This is a messenger RNA of Hydractinia symbiolongicarpus, 2897 nucleotides long. RefSeq lists its product as uncharacterized. NCBI's taxonomy places the organism in Eukaryota, Metazoa, Cnidaria, Hydrozoa, Anthoathecata, Hydractiniidae. The transcript has 2 exons. The record is from RefSeq and is a predicted model, not a curated record. The coding region runs from base 6 to 1736 and encodes 576 amino acids.
AAAAGAUGGAUAGUUUUCAACAGGUUUUAGAUGUGAUCACAGAUGUCGUUCAACAGAACAACAGUGGUAACAAUCAAAACAUAACUGUAUCUGUUGACAAGGAAUUAGGUGCAUUAUUUAUAUCACUAUCCGGUCUUGGAUUUUUUGUUGUUUCUGGUAUAUUAAUGUGGUAUUCACGUGGAGAUGAUAAUAUUCGGGGAGGAAAAUGUAAUCAAGGAAUCAUUGUAUUUGCACUUUUAGUCACCAUUCUUGCAGAUUUAUCAUAUCAAUCUUCCUUCAAAAAAAUGUACUUAAUUUAUGAAAUGUCGAAAGUGAUUCUUUUCGGUACAGUAGUGACACUUUGUGGAGCAAUGGUGUUUUUUGAAAUUCGCCAGAACAAUCAAAUUAAAUCAAUUGGGCAUCAUCAUGGUAAAAUAUCGGUUUUCAUAUGCGCCAUUACAAUAAUAUUGCUCAUAUUUGAAUUGUUUAUGUUCAUUGGAUCAUUCAGAGAAAAAAAGCCAGAUUACAUCUCAGCCUGUCUUAUUCUUUCUGGUAUGUUGCAGAAAUCGUUUCAAGCAGUUCUCUACUAUUUCUUUUUGAGAUUAAAACUUCCCGCAAAGGGGAAACUAAUUGGUGCAUCUUGGUAUUUUAAAAUAAUUUCCUUGUUUAAUUUUUCCAUGUGGCUGGAAUCAAUUAAAAUUGCCGACAUGCAGGGGAAUGAGUUUAUUGCUUCAAUAUUUCAAGGAGGUGCUACUCUGUUUAGUUAUGGUUACGCAGCUUUCUUGAUCGACUACAGAUUAUUAUGUUGCAUUAUUUUUAUGGAAAACGCACUUAAAAUUGACAAAGUUAUUCUAAACGGCGAAGAAAUGGAAACGCAAAGAUCUUCAUCCGACAUUCUAGUUCUUGAAAGUGUUGAAAUAGCCGAACAGUUUCGAGUACAUGCUGACGGUAUUACUGGAUUAGGAUAUUCUUGCGGAAUUACUUUAUGCUUACUACAGCUAUUGAAUAUAUUAGUAAUCACAGAAAUAUUCGGUCCGUGGGCUAAUAUAUUUAGCAUUGUAGGCGACGUUGUUGUUGUUACAGCUGGUGCUGCAUUUUUACAUCUGAAGAGAAAAGCAUCAGACGACCACAUUGAAAAAACAGAUCGCAACCAUUUGGCUAGUGCAAGAAAUACUGGUGAAGACAAAGAAAAGGAGAUAAUAGAAGUCGAAGAAGAGCAUGUGCAAGGUGUUGACAUACUAAUGGUCGGAAUGGGUCUCUUCGCUUUGGCAUUUUGGUGUCUUAAGUGUGGAAUGGUUUCGGUUUGGACAGUCAGAUGUGCACAAAUUAAGAAUUGGAAUGACGUGCAUUAUUUUACUUGGAAUGCAGUCAAGUAUGGCUCGAGAAUAAUAUCACUUAUAUUUCAGAUAUAUCUUUUUUUCAAGGCUGAUGUCAAAUCUUCCUGUUCUGUGUCGAUGAAACGACGCAAGAAAAGCUAUUUCCUCGUUCCUUUACUUAUGCUAUCAUUCCUUGCUGUGUUUUUAGCAUCUAUUAUUAGUUUUUGCAAUGGAAAAAUUGAGGAAAAGGCUAGAAGUGCUAACUUACCAAUUUUAUUUCAAAUUGUGUACACAACCGGUCCUCCUCUUCAUUUGGGCUUUUGUCUGCAUUUGUUUUUCCAUUUCCUGAUUAUCAAUGGAAAAUUGAAAUCGCCAGUUGUAGGAAGAAGGCCAUCAAGGCGUCACUAUAAACCAAUCCGGCGUAAUUCAAACAUUUUCUGACCGAGAGGCUGGUCUUCACCCUCCAUAACUUUUAAUAGGCUUUUCUACAUGCAAUUAAACAUGGCACAAUUACAUUACAUCAUGAAAGAAACAAGAUGGCAUAAAUUUUAGUUUUGCUUAUGUAGCCACUCAUUCUAUGAAAACAUCAAAAGCUUAAAAUUUGUCCGAAAUACAUUCUGUUUAAAGUUUCCAAAUAAAAGACCAUUUUUGUUUUAAGUUUUAGGGUAAAGUGAGUUUUAAGUUCUCCCAAAGAUAAUGCUAAAGAAAUUUAUAUUUUGUUUAUAAUAAUGAUUGCAUAUAAAAUAACAGGGUAGUUUCAAGUAACGGCCAAAAUCUAGUGCUUUAAAAGGUUUGGAACCUACAACUAUCCUUGUGUUGGGUUGUAAGUCAUAAAACUUUGUACGAAUGAUGUCUGCAAAAUUACAAUGAAAAAAGAUACCCCAAGUGAUGACCGUCAGUAAUAAUGUCAUCAUUUUUGUCAAAAUUAUUUACAUUACGUUUAGGUUGAUACUUUGAGUGGCAUUUCAACGAGUUAUUUAUUAUGGUUUAACUAAUUAAGGUUUCAAUUGGACGAAAAGUCCGUUUGUUUUGUGCAUUUUUGGUUGUAAGGAUACUUUUUAAACUUUUUUGGAUCAAUAUAGAUAUUUUGCAUGGUGUCAUACACCAUAUAUUUUUAUAUAUAUUUAUUUUUAAUAUGUAUUUAAUGAUGUAUCGUUUUUGAGUGAAUUCGUUUCUUUCAUUGUAAUCAGAUAUUAAUGUUAAUUGUUCUAUUCUUGUUAGAUUUUGUAUCCGUAGCAUUGUUUAUAAAUAAGAAAAUAGUAAAUUUUUUUUUUAGAAAAUUUUUAUAUCGGCUCGAAAUGGCUGAAAAUUAUAAAAACAAAAUAAAAAUAAAAAUAAUAAAAAUAUUUCAGAAAUUAAUAAUAAUAACUACGAUCUAGAGCCGAAGGAGAGUUUAUUAAUCCAUAGGGAUAAACCAGUUUUGAAUAGAAAUACAGCAUUUAUUCCAUCAUUCCUAUUUGUUGAUUAAUAUAUCGUACGAUAAUUGUAUCGUACGAUGGUAAUGUAUUUAAAAUGAACUUAUACGAAACAGUGUUUGUAACAUGUCUUGAUAUAAUGGCCGUAUACGGCCGAAACGUCGUGAAAUAUAUUUAAUUGAUGAAA